Messenger RNA from Salvia miltiorrhiza (redroot sage), 2568 nucleotides. RefSeq lists its product as uncharacterized. The record is from RefSeq and is a predicted model, not a curated record. The transcript has 4 exons. Bases 1 to 2568 code for a protein of 855 amino acids. Lineage: Eukaryota; Viridiplantae; Streptophyta; Magnoliopsida; Lamiales; Lamiaceae. Gene Ontology annotation, molecular function: RNA-DNA hybrid ribonuclease activity.
AUGACCAAACAGAACAUGGAGUCACAGUCUGCUACAAUCAAGCGUCUUGAGACAACCGUUGGACAACUCUCAGGGACCUUGAACCAGAUGCAACAGCAGCAACAACCAGGGAAGCUCCAUGGCCAAGGAUUGAAACCUCAUCAAGCUCAAGCUGUCACAGUCCUACAGAGUGGAAAGAAGGUGGACAACAAAGUGGAGAUCCCUACUGACGAGCUCCCUAAGGAAACUUGUGAGGAGGAGAUGGUGAAAGAAGUACCCCCACCGAGAGAAGAAGAACAGCAAGGAGAGUCCUCGGUGAAGCUUCACAAGGCCACCAAGCCUUACAGACCACCGAUCCCGUACCCAGGUCGGUUGAGGAAUGAGAAACAAGAUCAACAAUUCACCGACUUCUACAACAUGUUGGCAAAGGUGAAUGUCAACUUGCCACUCCUGGACGUGAUCAGAAAUGUUCCGGCCUAUGUGAAGUUCUUUAAAGAGCUGGCGACCAAGAAGAGGAAGUUUGUUGACAACGAGAAGAUUCUUGUGUCCGAGGUUGCCAAUUCCAUCAUGCAACAGCCCUUGCCACCCAAGCAACGAGAUCUAGGUAGUUUUGUUAUCAAUAUUGCUUUGGGGAAUGGUAAGGAGGCCUCGGAUAGAUCAGUUAGGUAUCCUCGUGGGGUCAUUGAGGAUAUUUUAGUUAGAGUGGGUGGUUUAAUCGUGCCUGUCGAUUUUGUUGUGCUAGAAAUAGGAGAAGUUCAUGAGAAUGAUGCUAUUGAUGGCCUCGCCGAGAUGGUUUAUGUGCAGGAACAAGAGAUAGUGGAGGUCUUUGCAGGAUCGGCGGAUAUGGAGGAGUUUGCUCGGGAAGCCGAGGAGAGAGAGAGAGAACGAAGAGACAAACUCCCCAUUGACGAGCCUGUGGAGCUUGAAGAUGCCACGAAGUACAAAAAGCCCAAAUUGGAACUCAAGGAUCUCCCCAAACACCUCAAAUACGUGUACUUGGAAGAAGGAGAGGAGAAGCCCGUGAUAAUAUCCGCCGAGCUCAUGCAUGAGCAAGAAAUGGCGUUGAUGGAAGUGCUAAGGAGCAACAAGUUGGCAUUUGGUUGGGGCCUUGCCGACAUUAGUGGCAUUAGCCCCGCCACAUGCAUGCAUCGGAUUCACCUCGAGGAUGGAGCAACACCUAAGAGGGAUGGUCAACGAAGACUCAACCCCGUCCUCAUGGAGGUAGUACGCAAGGAGAUACUCAAACUAUUAGCGGAAGGGAUCAUUUACCCUAUCGUCGAUAGUGAGUGGGUAAGCCCGGUGCAUGUGGUGCCCAAGAAGGGAGGUAUCACGGUUAUCCUCAAUGACAACAAGGAGUUGGUGCCGACCCGUCCGGUCAUGGGUUGGCGUAUGUGUAUUGACUACAGGAAGCUAAAUGCCGUCACAAAAAAGGAUCAUUUUCCUCUUCCUUUCAUUGAUCAAAUGUUGGAUCGUUUAGCUGGACAUGAUUUUUACUGUUUCCUUGAUGGUUUGUCAGGUUAUUACCAAAUAGCAAUCGCGCCGGAGGACCAGGACAAGACGGCGUUCACCACCCCAUUUGAUACCUUUGCGUGGAAGAGGAUGCCAUUUGGGCUGUGUAUAGAGAGUGGGCUAACUCUUAGUUGGGAAAAGAGUCACUUCAUGGUGACUAGUGGCAUCGUUCUUGGCCAUUUUGUGACAAAAGAUGGUAUAGAGGUUGAUAGGGCUAAGGUGGAGGUGAUUGAAAAAUUACCCCCGCCAAUUGAUGUGAAAGGAAUAAGGAGUUUCCUAGGUCAUGCCGGGUUCUACCGGCAUUUCAUUAAGGAUUUCUCUAAGAUCACCCAACCUUUAUGUCGUCUGCUUGCUCAAGAUGUGAAUUUUGAUUUUGAUGAAACUUGCAUGCAUGCUUUUGAAUUGCUGAAGCUUAAGUUGAGCACUGCACCUGUUGUUGUUGCACCCAAUUGGUCAUUGCCUUUUGAGAUUAUGUGUGAUGCAUCAAACUCCGCUGUGGGAGCCGUUCUUGGUCAACGUGUUGAUAAAAUGUUGCGUGUAAUUUACUAUGCUAGCUUGACUUUGAAUAGUGCACAAGUGAAUUAUACCACCACUGAGAAAGAGUUGCUUGCUGUGGUUUUUGCUUUAGACAAGUUUCGUGCUUAUAUCAUCGGGUCUAAAGUAAUCGUCCAUAGUGAUCAUGUGGCUCUAAGAUAUUUGUUGACUAAGUCCCAAGCUAAGCCACGCCUUAUCCCUUGGAUUUUAUUAUUGCAAGAGUUUGAUCUUGAGAUUAAGGAUAGGAAGGGGAGUGAAAACUCCGUUGCCGAUCACUUAUCUAGACUUGAGCAUAAUGUGGUUGAGACGAGUCAAGAUGUCAUCCAUGAGUCCUUCCCGUUUGAGCAUACUUAUGAAAUUGCCUCUGUGCCUUGGUUUGCUGAUAUUGUCAAAUACCUUGCUUGUGGGGAAUUAAGACCCGAUCUAACAUCCCAAGAGAGGAAAAAGUUUUUGGCUACUUGCAGGCAAUAUUAUUGGGAAGACCCUUACCUCUUCAAGUUGGGAAAGGACGAGGUGAUUCGGAGAUGCAUCCCGGAUGUGGAGUAA